Phanerochaete carnosa HHB-10118-sp is the source of this 2116-nucleotide messenger RNA. RefSeq lists its product as uncharacterized. The transcript has 4 exons. The coding region runs from base 1 to 1848 and encodes 615 amino acids. The record is from RefSeq and is a predicted model, not a curated record. Lineage: Eukaryota; Fungi; Basidiomycota; Agaricomycetes; Polyporales; Phanerochaetaceae.
AUGCUGCCGUUCGUACACUCCGUGUCCAACGACUGGGCGUGCGACGUCAAGUACAUCAACCCUCUAUCCAAGCUAUCAAGUCUCCAGCUCUGCAAGUCCUGGAUCUCUCCCCUCGCGGAAGACGAGGUCGCCGAGUAUCUCGCAGGGAUCUUCCCUCUAGCCAGCAUCAAGCAUACCUUCUGCCCGACGCUCUGGGAACGGCAACACAGGCCGAUCGAAGUACAGGCGGGCGCAGUCAUUGAGCGGAUCAACUCCCUGAGGGAAGAGCUUGCUCCGAGUAUUGCCAGGUUGGCUACAGCAACGAAGAAUAUCGUCGGACAUGUCGGAAUGAACUCGACGCUCCAUAGUAUUGCGCUAGUGUGCCAUGCGUUUGUCGAGCCGGCAAACGACAGGCUGUGGGUCGAUCUAAAGGGUCUCAAGCCCUUGAUCAACUGUUUACCAGACUAUCUGGUAGGCGCAUCUCAAGCCUCUGACAAUGUCCUGACUAUCAUCAAACCUCCGUUGCCAGCCGACUGGCAGAGGUUUCGGUAUCACGCUCGCCAAGUGAAGUCCCUCCAUGUCUGUCACGAUAAUCACACCAAAUACGCGGUGGACGCAGCCGCUGUUGAGAUACUGGCGAGGUACUAUCCCGGCCCCAUUUUGCCUAACCUUGCGCACCUGGAUUGGGAUAGCUCGGCCCUCGCGAAAUAUGCUCCACUCUUCAUUCGGCAUACACUGAUUGCCUUCUGGUAUGAGCCUGCGAUGGAAGACGAAAUGCGCACUGUUCUCAAGCAUAUAGGAACGAAUGCACCCUCCCUCGAGCAACUGUGGUUUAGCCUUGCCGCUUGCCAGACAUUAGGUACUCUUGAUUCUGAAUUGUCGCAAACCAUCACCUCUCUAAGCCGCUUAACUACCUUUGCCUUUCACCAAACGGCGCCGCGAUCCGAUGUUCUCAUGCAUCUCUCCCGGUUCCGGCGUCUGACUACUCUCAAACUGCGUCUCUGCGCCGACUCAGACGGGAGCAUCCAAAACUCCCAGAGUUCUCUUACCUUGGGGAGGUCCCCUAAACUGAAAAACCUCGUAGUCAGCCUUGACAAUCUCACUCCUGCUUCAUUAAUUCUGCAGACAUUCUCAGGAUCGAGCCUCACUUCUCUUAAAAUCUACAUAACCCCACGAACUCCCGUCGAAGAUUUUGGACGAGUUACGUUAGCCAUCAGUCAUUUGAAGUGUCUGCAACUCUGUUCGAUACAGUUCCGGUUUUACGUCCUUCCAGGCGACUGGGAAAACGUGGUUAUCGACGAGAGCACGCUGUCGCCUCUGUAUCAAAUUACGGGGAUGCGGUGGUUCGAGCUCAACCAUCAUACACCGAAAAUAUCUCAACCAGAGGCCGUCCGCAACCUCGCAGCUACAUGGAAGCACUUGCGGGAGCUGUUGCUCGUCCCCUGGUCAGAUCACCAUUGCCAGCUUCGUCUCGAAGACCUGUCUUUCCUCUCGCGGAGUUGUCUUAGUCUGGUGAGACUAACUGUCCAGAUAACUCCCGUGGGCGACGGCUGGGUGUGUGACGUCGAGACUCAUCGCUAUCAGCCUCCGUCUCCCCUAUUAUACCUCCACCUCUGCAGAUCCUACAUAUCUCCCCGCGCAGAAUUCCAGGUUGCCGCCUAUCUCGCAAAUAAUUUUCCAUCUGCCACUAUUUCGCACGACUUUCCAACUCGUCCGCGUACCUGGGAAUGGAGUCAGAGACUCCUCUGGGUUCUGUCCGGGCCGCCUGCGCGCGAAUUGGACGCGGGCGAAACUAUUGAAAGGAUCAACGAGCUGAAGAAGAAGUUAGCCCGCGACACUAGUGGCAAGGACAGACACAGGAGGUUAUAAAGACGCCGCGUGGUAGAUCCAGCAAUGUUGCUCUCGUCUGUGCUGUACGGCACACGGCACCAAUACCAGCUCGUACGUUUCAUGCAUUCACCUGCGGACUGUGCAGAAUCAGAUAGAGCGUGUCCAUUUUCGCUGCAGUUCGUAAUCUUCCAUCGUCGUGUCUCCUGCUUCAAACUUUUGUUCAUGUAGCUUUAUUCGGGUUAGCCAGCCGUCAGUACGAUUCAUCGGCGAGAAUUCGACCUCUCCACUGCUUGGUAGAGAUCAUCUC